Messenger RNA from Pseudopipra pipra, 2737 nucleotides. It is a transcript of the gene OLIG3, whose product is annotated as oligodendrocyte transcription factor 3. Gene Ontology annotation, molecular function: protein dimerization activity; DNA-binding transcription factor activity, RNA polymerase II-specific; E-box binding. The transcript has a single exon. Lineage: Eukaryota; Metazoa; Chordata; Aves; Passeriformes; Pipridae. Bases 670 to 1491 code for a protein of 273 amino acids. The record is from RefSeq and is a predicted model, not a curated record. Gene Ontology annotation, biological process: axon development; sensory organ development; positive regulation of transcription by RNA polymerase II. Gene Ontology annotation, cellular component: nucleus.
GUACUUCCCCGAGCUUCCUGCCCGCUGCCGCCCGCCACUGGGGUUUCCUGGACGGCCCCGAGCAGGCGCGCAGCCCUUCGCAGCCCCCUGCCUUCCUACUGUAGACGGGAUGAGGUUUUAUAUUGGAAAUGAGGGGGCAGGGGGAGGAGAAGGAGCGCACACGGAGCGAUGAGUGUGCGGUGUCAAUCAGAGGGGUUUUGUGUCUCCUUGACUCCUGAUGGUGCAUGGCUGAGGUGUCCCGGGUGGCACCACAAUGAAUAUGAAUAGGGGUCCUUGCUAAAUGGGACAGUCAAAGCGCACCGCCCUGAAUAAUGGCACGUCAUCCUAACUAGACCAUUAUACAUAGGAGGGCUCCUUUUGUCUCUGCUCUCUGCUGCAGCUCUAUAAAAGCCCCUCUUUUUCAGGCUGAGGUUAGUCCAAGCAUACACUAACUAGCCAUCCUGUAAACAGGCUGAGUAACCGGGGGGGAGAGAGAGAGAGGAGAGAGAUUGAAGAGAGAGGGGGCUGAGGGGCUUUUUUCUUCUUCCUCCGUUUCCAGCCCUUCGCUGGCAGAUCCUGCCGUCCGUUUACUUCUUUUUUGCCUCGUUUGUGUUUCUUUUUGAAGGAGAGUGGUCUUGUUCCACCACCUCCAGAGCAGGGAAGAGUUUCUUGCUCAGAAGCCUGAAUACAAUGAAUUCUGACUCCAGCUCUGUCUCCAGCAGAGCUUCCUCGCCAGACAUGGAUGAGAUGUAUCUGAGAGACCACCACCACCAUCACCACCAUCACCACCACCAAGACAGCCGGCUCAACUCUGUCUCCUCCACCCAGAACGACCUGGUGCAGAAGAUGUCUGGAGAAGGCCUCACCAGGAACGGCUCCAAGGCCGGAGGGGAAGGCAGCAAGUACAAAAUCAAGAAGCAGCUUUCGGAGCAGGACCUGCAGCAGCUGCGGCUGAAGAUCAACGGUCGGGAGCGAAAGAGGAUGCAUGACCUCAACCUCGCCAUGGACGGACUGCGGGAGGUGAUGCCCUACGCCCACGGACCUUCUGUGAGAAAACUCUCCAAAAUCGCCACCUUACUGCUAGCCAGAAACUAUAUCCUGAUGCUCACCAGCUCCCUGGAGGAGAUGAAGAGGCUAGUCGGGGAAAUCUACGGGGGGCACCACUCGGCCUUUCACUGCGGCACGGUGGGACACUCCACCGGGCACCCUCCCCACGCCGCUGGCACUGUGCACCAGGUGCAUCCCAUCCUCGGCAGUGCCUUGUCCUCCGCCAACACCUCCUCCUCCCUCUCCGCCUCCCUGCCGGCCAUCGGCACGAUCCGGCCCCCACACUCCCUGCUCAAGACCCCCUCGACACCCCCCGCCCUGCAGCUCGGCAGCGGCUUCCAGCACUGGGCGGGCUUGCCGUGCCCCUGCACCAUCUGCCAGAUGCCUCCCCCGCCCCACCUCUCGGCCCUCACCGCGUCCAACAUGGCCAGGAUCUCGGGGGAGACCAAGGACCUCCUGAAGUGACUCGGCGGGGCUCCCCCGACCGCUGGGGCUGCGCCGAGGCCAGCGCUCCCAUGGACGGAGAGGGGGUUGCUGCCGGCCCCCUCUCGGGCCGCCGACGGACCUGCCCCUGCUGCCUCCCGCCCCACCAACCCCCCUGUAACACAGGAUUAGUGUAGUAAGGACCUUGCAAAGGUAAUGUUAUACCCAGCUCCUCGGGCGAUGUUUUCUUAUUAUACUAACUGGAAAAAAAAAAGUCCCUGUUGUAAAAAGAAUGAUAAUGAUGAUAAUAAUAAUAUUAAUGCCGCUGAUGGUAAUCAAAUGUAAAUGAUUCCUUAAAAUGUAUGUAAAAGGAAAAAAAGAAAGACAUGGUUGUCGUUGUAGUUUUCGCAACUAAGAGACAAUGAGAUCAGUUUGGGUUUUCCCCCCUUCUUUUUCCUGGCUUUUCCUUUCUUUCCUUUCGCACGGCGACACCUCCGAAAUUUCCCGCUCCAAACCUGGCUGCGUCAGCGCAGCGGCGGCCCAAGGUAACCCAGAGAGUGCAUGCAUGCUUCCCACCCCAGCUUGUCACCAGCGGGGACCGGCCACAGGCAGCUCCCCUGGCAACAGGGACUUCCGAGACAAUUCACUGAAGUUUUCGAGUGUGGUUUAUAGUUUGGGGGUUUUGUGCUUGGGUGUUGUUUUGUUUCUUUCUUUCUUUGUUUCCUCCAAAUUUCGCUGUGAUGCUGUUUUGUUUGCGGUACUUUUUCUUCUUCCCUCUGUGAAGGAAAAAAAAAAGAGGAAAAUAGUGCAAAACACAACACAACCAUCCUGUGGAUCUGUUUUGCAAAAUCUUCGAUCUCCUGUUCUCAGUGAAGUGUGCUAGUUCAGCUGGCUGGGGUACUAAUUUCUCAUGCUGGCUUUGGGUUUUUUUUUUGUUUUGUUGUUUUUUGGGGGUUUUGUUGUUGUUUGUUUUGUUGUUGUUGUUGUUGUUUUGGGGUUUUGUUUGUUUGUUAGGUUUUUUUUUUUUGCAUUGCUAUAGUUUGAGUUUGCAUGCGGAGUCAGCUCUUGCAACAUCAGUGACUUGUAGAACUAAAUCGGAAGCUUUGUUGCUGUUUAUUUCCUUUCCGGUACUUUUUCCUGGGAUUUUGCUUGAAAUAAUGCUAUUAUUAAUUUCGAUUGUUGGUUUGUUUGUUUGUUUUCGGUUGGGGCAUCAAAGACAACACCGUGUCUUUAUUUUUUAUAUAUUCUUGAUAACUAUCAAUAUAUUUAUUAUUGACCAGUGUUUCUG